Messenger RNA from Ostertagia ostertagi, 957 nucleotides. Lineage: Eukaryota; Metazoa; Nematoda; Chromadorea; Rhabditida; Trichostrongylidae. The record is from the annotation of a GenBank genome assembly.
AUGCCGGUAGGUGAAUGUGCCGUGCUGCGCGAUCGACCAGCACUACGUCUCGAUUCCCGUCUUGUGUGUAAAUAUGAAAUACUAUCUGUCAUAGGAAAAGGCAGCUUUUCACAGGUAAUGCGGGUGCAGCAUCGAAUCUCUCGGAAAUAUUUCGCCGUAAAGCUUGUCUCAUCCGAUUGUGGUUCUGUAAACAACGAGCUCAAUAUUCUCAGCCGCGUUUCACAUCCGUUUGUUAUACGUCUAGAGGAGGUGUUCAAAUCGUCCUCGAAACUGUUCAUUGUUAUGGAAAUGGCUAGUGGAGGCGAAAUGUACGAGCGAGUGGUAUCAAAAGGCAGGUAUUCUGAAUCAGAAGCACGACAAGCGUUGAAAAUGCUGCUCAACGGUCUCGCCUACCUUCAUUCAUUACGGAUUACACAUCGUGAUUUGAAACCAGAGAAUUUGCUCUACAGUGAUACGAGGCCGGAUGCGAGAAUUCGGGAGCAGUACCUUGAUGUGGGAUUUAGGGGUUCUCCGAGGGUGGACAUGUGGGCUGUGGGUGUGAUCGCUUACAUUUUGAUGUCUGGUAUUAUGCCAUUCGACGACGAUUGUCGCUCUCGGCUCUAUACACAUAUCAUCACUGCCAAUUAUGUUUAUUAUCCUCAGUUCUGGUCCGGAUCAGAAUCAGCCAAGCAGUUUGUCGACUGUCUUCUGGAGACGAAUGCAGCCGAACGGUUGAGUGCUGUCGAUGCAGCCCGUCAUGAGUGGAUGACCGGCGAGCGUGUCGUGCCGGUGGUGAGCACCAGAACUUCACGACCGGCUUCCGAAUACAACACUAUGCAAAGGACGAAAUCGACUCGAUCAAUUCGUUCUGUGACGCGGUCGGACCAUGGCCAUCGUGUGGAUCCGCGGGAGGUCGAUCAACUCGCCAAUGACCUGAAAAGGGCCGCCCAAAGCACGAAAAACUACGGUGUUUUCUAG